CGUCAAUCAGUGUGUAGAGCGAAGAUCCAGGUAGGUAUGCAGCACACGAGGUCAUAAAGGACACACAGCGCGACACGUCUUCACAUUCACGCAGCGCCUCGCAAUAGGCCUACCCCAUCUGCAUGUCCGCCGAGAAAUAUGGCAGACACAUCAAAGGGACGUGUCCACACUAGCGAGACAAAUACAUAGGACAAUACACACAUGCGAGCAUAAGCGUGGGCACGUGCGCCCGCGCCUGCCGACUAUCGUAAUGCACUGACUUGCUACUCUCCCCGCUCCUCCCCACCGCCCGUCGACAGACAGCUCUCACACACAGCCAUUCGGCGAGCAUGAUCUCCGCCACCGCAGUCAGCCACUGCCAGCCAUCCGGCACCUGCACACACACAGACAGAUACAGCACCGCAUGAUCACCAUGGUCGGGACAACCAUGUACCUUGACUCUCUCCCUUCUGUGCUGACCUGCAGUGUGUAGAUCUCCAAACCGACACAUGUAAAGUAGUGGCUGGCAGCUAAGGUGGCCCAUCCCUCCUCGUUGAUGCUGCCCACGUACGUCUUGUCGUCGGGCAGCUCAUCCCUCUCUACCCACUGGAGGCAGCUGCGCAGGUCGCCAGCCGGGCCUUGCUGCGGUCGCCCCCCAUGCCCCAGCCACAGGCGGCCGCCAGCAAUGCACACCAUGCCAGCCGCGCCCCUGCUACCCACCACCGCCCCCUCUGUCCCAGCGACCUCCACAUACUGUCUGUCGUGCGGCACAUUGAUCUUGGUGAUGCCGCCCUCCUCGAAUGCGCCACUGAUGGAGUAGAAGGUCACGGGGCAGAAUGUCGUCUCCACUGCAGUGGGGUCGGCGGGCUGCUUGAGCUGUCCCUCGAUGUGGGCGGCGAAGGUGUGGCUGCCGGUGUCCUUGGCCACCAGCAGCAGGUCGGCCGCCUCGCCCACCUUGGCCACCAUGGUCUCGUGGGCCCAGCCGUCACGCUCGCCCCUGACACAGCCGGACAGACAGGAGAGGGAUACGAUGAUAGCAUCACAGCCGGCGGCUCAUCUUUGGGUGACCCACUUGUAGAGCAGCUGUGCGGUCAUGCCUAUGUGGCGGGUCGUGUCGAUGAGGGCCUGGAGGUCAUCGACGGGGAGGAUGGGAUCAGCCGGGAGGGUCGUCCACACCUGAACAGACAGACACACACACACACGUCACAUCGACAUGAUGACGUCCGUCCACUCGAUGUGUCUGUCUGACCUGGUACACCUCCAGUCGCUGGGCGGUGAAGGAGUGGUUGUCGGCCAAGGUAGGAUUUCCUCGCUCGUUGAAGGUGCCCACGUACGUCUUGUCGUCGGGCAGCUCACCCCUCCCCACCCACUGACAGCAGCUGCGAACGUCGUCAGUCGACCGCCCAUCCUCCCCACACCCCAGCCAGAGCCGGCCGAGAGCGAUGCACACCUUGCCCACGGGCAGACCCUCGUGGUCCUUCACCGCCCCCUCUGUGCCGGCGACCUCCACCGACUGCUCGUCAUGUGGCACGGUGAUCUCGGCGAUGCCGCCCUCCUCAAAUGGCCCACUGAUGGAGUAGAAGGUCACGGGGCAGCCGGUGGUCAGCGUCGAUGUUGGGUCAGCCGGAGGGAUGAGGGGCCCGUCGAUGUGGCAGGCGACGGUGUGCUGCUUGUCGUCCUCGAUGACGAACAGCAGGCCGCUCACACCCGCCACUCGCUCUACCAGAGUGCCAAACUCUCCGCCGUCAGACGAACUCCUGACACACAAAGGCACCCAAAUCAACACAUGGCAUCUCCCUCUUGUCCCCCCUAAUGUGUGUUGUGACUCACUUGAAGAGGCAUUUGAUGUGGCUGUGCGAUUUGCCGAUCAUCGAGAGGUACACCCGCUCCAUGAGGCCGUACAUGUCACAGGCAUACAGCAGCUCGGCAGGCCAAGUGCUCGUCGGCAGCGGCGUGGCGGCGUCGGGGGCCAACCGAAUGCGACGGACGUGAUCCACCACCCUGCACACCACACACACAGCAUGGAGAUUUCGUGUGCCGCCUGGCUGCUGCUGUGGUGGGCUACUUGUGGAAGGUGUCUGCCGACACAUCCCCGAUGGGCCCAAAGCUGCACACACACACACACACACACACACACACAGUGCCAAGAUGACCACCACGCCAUCUCAUCUCCGCCUGUAGACCUACUUGAUGAAUCGGUCGUGCAGUAUGCUGUAGUCGGCCAGCGUCGCGUCGGUCGUGGCCACCACACCGCCAUCCGCCACACGCACACUCAGCACCUCACUGCCGCCCGUCCCGCCCGCCACCGAUGAGCUGAUGAACGGCCCCAUGACGGCCAUGAAGCCCCGGAACGCCUCGCUGUCGUGGUCACCGUGUUGCGGCUCGAUGGUGACGGCCGUCUCGGCGAAGAAGCGGUCGUGGUAGAAGGCCAGUGCGGGGCAGCCCUCGAUGAUCUCACUCACGUCGAUGCGGUUGCAGCUCAGGUGCCGAAGCUUCACAGCCAACCUGAACACACACACGGCGACUGCUGCUGCCUGUCAGCCAUCGUGUUGCUUCCCUCCCUCCCCCUCACCAGAUGAAGUAGAAGGGGUCUGCGUCAAUGAAGUGAAUGCGAUUGUCGUCUGUGAUCAUCCAGCUGUCGAAGCGGUUCAGCAGCACCGCCAGGCAGGUGUCCCGCAGCCCCUCGCACAGCAGCACAUCCCGAGGGAAGGCCAUGACGAAGCCGCCCACGUUGAGCAGCAUCGGCCGGCCGCUCAUCUUCUCUGCUGGCCUGUGGAUGCCGUCUGCUGUGGCCGUGCUGCUGCAUGCCGACGCCUUCAUGGAUGAUGCGGUGCUCCUAUGGCGAGAGAGGGAUGGCGGCAACCCAGGCGGCAACAGACGGAAUGAGUGACGAUUCGGACGCUCCGAAUCGAUAGAUAUCGACAGAGAUGGCCUUCCGCGUCGCCCUGCUGCUCUUGUGAAGCCUCAGGACGGUUGGAAGCUCGCU
This is a messenger RNA of Vitrella brassicaformis, 2965 nucleotides long. The record is from the annotation of a GenBank genome assembly. NCBI's taxonomy places the organism in Eukaryota, Vitrellaceae.